Closterium sp. Yama58-4 is the source of this 1890-nucleotide messenger RNA. Lineage: Eukaryota; Viridiplantae; Streptophyta; Zygnematophyceae; Desmidiales; Closteriaceae. The record is from the annotation of a GenBank genome assembly.
AUGCAAGUGAUGCCUAUUCUUAUCGCGGACAGCAUGGACGGCUGCAAGGAGGAGGCGGUGGAGCAGCGGACGAAGGAGGUGCGGGCGUUCAGGAAGUACGCAAUGUUUUACAAGGCGCUGGUGGGAGUCGCAAAGCACACGGAGCAGACGCUGCGUGAUGUCCGCACGGUUGCCUACGCGAUGAUGGACGCCAUCAGGGACGCGUUUCCGGACCAGAAGUCGUCUUGGAACUUUCCAAAGGUGCACCAGAUUGUGCACCUUAUUGAUGCCAUUCCCCUUCGGGGGAUGCCGUGGGAGUACUCCACGGAACUGUGGGAGCACACGCACAAGGGAACGGUAAAGGUCCCGGUGAGGGGCAGCAACUGGAAGGACAUUCCACGGCGCAUCGUGGAGGAGGAAGUACAGCGAGAGAUCACACGGGAGGUGGCGGCUCUGGCGGGGGGUGGUCGGCAGUACGUCACGGCUUUGCGAGUGGCCGUACGACUUCAAGGGCACGUGCUGACACGGCGGUCGCGAUGUGCCAAUGUGGCGAACGAAGAGGACCCCAUUCUGUGGGUGUAUCGUGAGGCACUUUGGUCGGACAUGGAUGGGCUUGGAAGAUGUCUCAUUGAGGCUGGGAUGAACACCCCGGACAUCAAGGUGCACACGGCACUGGCGAUUCCGAGAACACGUGGAGGGGAGCUGGUGGCCAAGGGCACAUUUGUGAAGGCCAGCCCGUCUGAGAACUGGUUCUCGGACGUGGCAGUGAAGGCUGACGAGAAGAAGUGGAAGGUGAAGGAGUGGUACGCAAGGUGCUUGUGCGUGUUCCGUGCAAAGAACGCAGAGAGGGAGGAAGGGGCGUACGUGUACGUCAAGUAUUAUGAGGCAGCGGGCCUUUGCCCACUCACAACAUGUGUGCAGCUGGCGCCUGGGAGGCAGGACAACAAGUACGCUGUGGUCGACGUGGAGUGCAUAAAGCGUGUGCACCCAAGUGAGAUCCUGCAACGUGGUGAUGGGAUGAAACGGGGUGGUGUGGCGGAGUGCAGUGCGGUGACAGUUGGAACGGGCAUAGGGGAGAUGAAGCUGGUGGAUUUGACUCGCGGUCUUGACCGUUACCUGCGCAUUCACCAUCUGCACACUCGCCUCCUAGUCGCCAAGGUGUUUCUAAAACGCCACUUAACUUCCUCUGCUUCCUGCCAGAAGGGAAAAUUACAGGGAUUGGUGCAUCGGCCGUUUGUUCCGGCACCACAGGAACAUGUCCCUACUGUAGGAUCUACCCCCACUUUCCCUACCUCAGCCCCCCUUCCCCCGCCCCUUCUCACUGGCCUCAAUUUCUCCUCACCUUUUUCCCCCUUCUUACCCCUCAGCAUCUCUAAUGUCCGUUUGGCUCCUCCGAUCGCUGCUUCCAUGCUCCCCUCCCUUGCUGUUUCCAACCACAUAGUGGAGGAAGCAAGAGCAGCAAGCAGGCAGCUUGAUAGGUUUCCUGCCGCAUAUCACUUCCCUUCUCUCUGCCCCUCUACCUCCAAGCCAGUCUGGACCUUUACCUAUGCAUUCACACCUGCACACUCGCCACGAUUCGCCAAGCCACUCAUCUACCUCCGCUUCCUGCUAGAAGGGACAACCACAGGAACUGCUGCACCUGGGAUGGCAACAGGAGCUACUAGCUUUCAAGCUCUAUUCACUCGCUCACCAUGCACCCAUCAUGGCCUCUCCUGGCCUUUUGUGGCCUUCACUGCUGUCUGCACAACCACCACAUGUACGUGUGCAUGGCAGGCAACAGCAACCAGGCCUUACCUGGUUCCCACCUCUGCCCUUCCUGCACACACCCCCAUUUUGCUGCUGCUUCCCUCUCUCCCCAUUCUGUCUGCCCCCACCCUUCCACCAGCUCUUGACCCUUCCACCAGGUCUUGA